AUGUCAGUUGUUGGUGUACUUCAAGAUGAUACUGAUCCAAUGGUUAGUGUUAUGAAACUUGAAAAAGCACCAACCGAAUCAUAUGCAGAUAUUGGUGGUUUAGAGCAACAAAUUCAAGAAAUUAAAGAAUCUGUGGAAUUACCUUUGACUCAUCCCGAACUUUACGAAGAAAUGGGAAUCAAACCUCCAAAAGGAGUCAUUUUAUAUGGGAUACCAGGAACUGGAAAAACUCUUUUGGCAAAAGCAGUGGCAAAUCAAACUUCUGCAACAUUCUUACGCGUUGUGGGAUCAGAAUUAAUUCAAAAAUAUCUUGGGGAUGGUCCAAAACUUGUACGUGAAUUGUUUCGUGUAGCCGAAGAACACGCACCAUCGAUUGUAUUUAUUGACGAAAUUGAUGCUAUUGGAACAAAACGUUACGACUCAAAUUCAGGUGGUGAAAGAGAAAUCCAAAGAACUAUGUUAGAACUUUUAAAUCAAUUGGAUGGAUUUGAUUCUCGUGGAGAUGUCAAGGUCAUUAUGGCUACAAAUCGGAUUGAAUCACUAGAUCCUGCUUUGAUUCGUCCAGGACGUAUUGAUCGAAAAAUAGAGUUUCCUUUGCCAGAUGUAAAAACAAAACGUCGUAUAUUUAACAUUCAUACUGGUAGAAUGACAUUGUCACCAGAUGUUGAUCUUGAAGAGUUUGUAAUGUCCAAAGAUGAUUUGAGUGGAGCUGAUAUCAAGGCAAUUUGCACUGAGGCUGGAUUAUUAGCUUUACGAGAAAGACGUAUGAAAGUAAUCGCUGAUGAUUUCAGGAAAGCCCGAGAAAAAGUUCUCUAUCGUAAAACCGAGGGAACACCUGAAGGACUUUAUUUGUAG
Diversispora eburnea is the source of this 855-nucleotide messenger RNA. NCBI's taxonomy places the organism in Eukaryota, Fungi, Glomeromycota, Glomeromycetes, Diversisporales, Diversisporaceae. The record is from the annotation of a GenBank genome assembly.